Molecule: messenger RNA, 1779 nt
Organism: Monopterus albus (swamp eel)
Lineage: Eukaryota; Metazoa; Chordata; Actinopteri; Synbranchiformes; Synbranchidae
Gene: hsd17b12b
Product: hydroxysteroid (17-beta) dehydrogenase 12b
Exons: 11
Coding region: 162-1118 (318 amino acids)
Cellular component (GO): endoplasmic reticulum
Molecular function (GO): oxidoreductase activity
Source: RefSeq, a predicted model, not a curated record
AGAAAAUGGCCCAAUCACAGUCCGCCAAACCCUGAUGCGGAUAUCCUGAAUCCUUUUUCGCAUGCAUUUGCACUGUGGACCCUUUAUGUUAUAUUCGGAGGGCUAAAGUCUAGGCGUUAGUAUUGUCAGACAUUACAGACAGAAACGGUUGUCUUAUAGAUAUGUUGUCCUGCGGAGAAGCCGUGUUGCGGGCCGUGGAGACGCCGCUUUUCUGGCUCGGUGCUCUGACCGCAGCCUGGCUGUCAGUUUCCUUCGUGUAUCGGCUGCUGUUCGGGAUCAGGGUGUGGGUGAUGGGCAAUGGACUGCUGGUAUCGCCUCCCAAACUGGGGAAAUGGGCAGUUGUGACAGGAGCCACAGAUGGAAUUGGGAAAGCUUACGCCGAGGAGCUUGCCCGCAGAGGCUUUGCCAUCGUGCUGAUCAGCCGCUCUCAGGAGAAGCUGGAUGAUGUAUCCAAGGCGAUCGCAAGCAAAUGUGGAGUGGAGACCAAGACAAUCGCAGCAGACUUCAGUGCUGUAGACAUCUACUCCAAGAUUGAAGAUGGACUUGCAGACCUGGAGAUCGGAGUACUGGUGAACAAUGUCGGAGUAUCCUACUCUUAUCCUGACUUCUUCCUCAAUGUUCCCAAUCUUGACACUUUCAUCGACUCCAUGGUCAAUAUUAACAUAAAGUCAGUGUGUGAGAUGACGCGUCUGGUUUUACCUCGAAUGGUGCAGAGGAAGAAGGGGGCCAUCCUCAACGUCGCGUCUGCAAGUGCGAUGUACCCUGUUCCUCUUCUUACGCUCUAUUCUGCCACCAAGGCAUUUGUGGACUUCUUUUCACAAGGACUGCAAAUUGAGUACAAGAGCAAAGGCAUCAUUGUCCAGAGUGUUCUACCAUUUUUUGUAGCUACUAAGCUGAGUAAAAUCCGACGGCCUACUCUGGACAAGCCCAGUCCAGAGCGCUUUGUCGCAGCUGAGCUCAACACUGUGGGGCUACAGACCCAGACCAACGGCUACCUGCCCCAUGCUAUCUUGGGCUGGGUGACUACAGCUGUGGUCCCUGCCAAGAUCCUCAGCAGCUACUUGAUGGGGAUGGGUUUGUCCCAGCGCGCUCGUUACCUCAAAAAGAAACAGGGGUAGAUGGAGAAACAGGCAGCAACAGACAGAGGGGACCAGCUGUGUUAACGAAUUGUUUGACUACCAUCAUCAUCACGGACCAAGAAAAGAACAGAGGACAAUCUGUGGGCAACGUCUCAGUUUCUCCCAGUCGUAGAUGAUGUGAGGCAGCAUCUAGCCACGUUUUCUGGAGCAUGUACUCAAUCCAAACAGUUCUAUGGAAAUAACUGAACAAGGGGGUCUUCCUUACUGAGUGAUCAGCUUUAAUGAGUAAAAAUACUAAUAUGGAAACAGUUUGCAAAACAGCUGAUGCCAUAAGGGGUGGAUACAGAAAAUUUGAAUGCAUCUGUGUUUGGUGUCCUCUGUAUUUUUGUGUAUUUGAGCUUCCUGAUGGUUUAUGAGCCAUCUUAAAACUUUAGUAGAACACUGGAGGUAUGCAUUCCUUACUUGACACUUUAUAAAGCAUUGGAUGUGUUAUUGAGAUUGAGAAAGCAGUAGUGGGUUUAUGUCAGCAGUUUCCAUUGUGAUUAGUAAUAGCUUCUUGUAUUUGUCUGGUUUUAUCAUUUAAAGAACUGCGAUGUUGUUUGGGACAAAAGCAGCACAAGCAUUGUUAUGUACUGAUUAUACAAAACUGUUUCACAUUUCUCUUUUCAGCCAUCAAUAAAUAUACACUUCAAAUAAACAU